AUGCCACCAAAGCAAGACUGGGAGAAAUACAAGGCUCCAGUGGAGGAAAACGAGUCUCCAGAAGAUGAGAAGAAAGUUGUGCCACUUUCAGAAGGGGAUAUCGAGGUGUUGAAGACGUAUGGAGCGGCCCCCUACGCCAAGAAGCUCAAGUCGAUCGAGAACGACUUGAAGGAGAUCGAGAAGAAGAUCAAGGAGAAGGCUGGUGUGAAGGAGAGCGACACAGGGCUUGCGCCAUCGCAUUUGUGGGAUAUUGUUGGGGACAGACAGCGGUUGAGCGAGGAGCAGCCGCUCCAGGUGGCCCGGUGCACGAAGAUUAUCAAGGCCGAGAAGCCCCAGGGGACAGCUACCGGAGGUAGUGCCCCAGGGAACAAUAGCAGCAGCAGCAGCUCCGCCGCUGCUGCUGCUGCUUCCGCUCCAGAAGACGACGACGAAGACGACUCGAAAUACGUGAUUAACCUCAAGCAGAUCGCCAAGUUCGUGGUGGGACUUGGCGAGCGUGUCUCGCCCACAGAUAUCGAGGAAGGUAUGCGUGUUGGUGUCGACAGGUCGAAGUACCAGAUCGAGCUUCCGCUCCCACCCAGAAUCGACCCCAGCGUGACGAUGAUGACGGUGGAAGAAAAACCAGACGUGACGUACUCGGAUGUUGGAGGGUGCAAGGAGCAGAUCGAGAAGCUCAGGGAAGUCGUGGAGCUCCCACUUUUAUCGCCAGAGAGAUUCGCAACGUUGGGGAUCGACCCUCCAAAGGGUAUUCUUCUUUACGGACCUCCCGGUACCGGUAAGACGCUUUGCGCGCGUGCAGUUGCGAACAGAACGGAUGCGACUUUCAUCAGGGUCAUUGGGUCCGAGUUGGUGCAAAAGUACGUGGGUGAAGGUGCGCGUAUGGUGCGAGAAUUGUUCGAAAUGGCGCGUACCAAGAAGGCAUGUAUCAUUUUCUUUGACGAAGUGGACGCCAUUGGUGGGGCCCGUUUCGACGACGGUGCCGGAGGAGACAACGAAGUGCAAAGAACGAUGUUGGAGCUUAUCACGCAGCUCGACGGGUUCGACCCCAGAGGUAACAUCAAGGUGAUGUUUGCCACGAACAGACCAAACACGCUAGACCCUGCGUUGCUAAGGCCGGGCAGAAUCGACCGUAAGGUCGAGUUCUCGCUCCCGGACCUCGAGGGAAGAGCCAACAUUUUCCGUAUUCACACCAAAUCGAUGAGCGUUGAGCGUGGAAUUAGAUGGGAGUUGAUCUCGAGACUUUGUCCGAACUCGACCGGUGCUGAGUUGCGGUCCGUGUGCACGGAAGCCGGUAUGUUUGCCAUCAGGGCCAGAAGGAAAGUGGCCACGGAAAAGGACUUUUUGCAGGCCGUCGAGAAAGUCAUCAACGGCUACAAGAAGUUCUCCUCGACUUCACGUUACAUGCAGUAUAAUUAG
Messenger RNA from Kluyveromyces marxianus DMKU3-1042, 1416 nucleotides. RefSeq names its product proteasome regulatory particle base subunit RPT1 (gene RPT1). Gene Ontology annotation, cellular component: proteasome regulatory particle, base subcomplex. The record is from RefSeq and is a predicted model, not a curated record. The transcript has a single exon. NCBI's taxonomy places the organism in Eukaryota, Fungi, Ascomycota, Saccharomycetes, Saccharomycetales, Saccharomycetaceae. Gene Ontology annotation, biological process: proteasome-mediated ubiquitin-dependent protein catabolic process. Bases 1 to 1416 code for a protein of 471 amino acids. Gene Ontology annotation, molecular function: ATP hydrolysis activity; proteasome-activating activity; ATP binding.